AUGCAUCAUGAAUCGAUUUUGCUGCCCAAUUUUGAUGAAGACAUCUUUGAGAGUCCUUAUUGCAAGAGUGAGAAGACUUAUCUACUUCCUGUCUCUGUUGGUACUAGUGUUUUCAAAGGCAUGCCUUCGCGCGCGUCGGCGCGAGGCGGGAGGAAAACGCCCGAGGUGGUCAGCUGUUUCACGAGUUGCACGUUUAGCGCUAGGAAGGUGGGAGAAGGCGUUGCAAGGCGUGGCCAGACGGAGCAAGGCAUACCAUAUCUGAAAACUUCUGAACCGGAAGAAAUUUGA
Molecule: messenger RNA, 288 nt
Organism: Prunus armeniaca (apricot)
Lineage: Eukaryota; Viridiplantae; Streptophyta; Magnoliopsida; Rosales; Rosaceae
Source: the annotation of a GenBank genome assembly